UGUAAGAAACAAAAAAAUCAGCUUAUUAAUUUGGAGAUCCACUAAAUUCAAGAGAAAAAAAACAUGCCAAGAGAUCCACUAAUAGUUUCUGGAGUUAUAGGAGAUGUUGUGGAUCCAUUCACAAGGUGUGUAGACUUUGGUGUAGUUUACAACAAUAGGGUGGUCUACAAUGGAUGUGCCUUGAGGCCUUCACAAGUUGUCAACCAACCCAGGGUUGAUAUUGGUGGAGACGAUCUUCGCACUUUUUACACUCUGAUUAUGGUGGAUCCUGAUGCUCCAAACCCUAGUAAUCCUAACCUGAGGGAAUAUUUGCACUGGCUGGUCACAGAUAUCCCAGCAACCACAGGGGCAACCUUUGGCAAUGAAGUCGUACGCUACGAGAGCCCAUGUCCAUCGAUGGGUAUCCAUCGCUAUAUUUUCGUGUUGUUCCGGCAAUUGGGCCGAGAGGCCAUCAAUGCGCCGGACAUAAUUGAUUCUCGUCAAAAUUUUAACACAAGAGACUUUGCGAGGUUUCAUAAUCUCGGUUCGCCUGUUGCUGCUAUUUACUUCAAUUGCAAUAGGGAGGGUGGUAUCGGUGGCCGUCGCCUAUAAAUUUCAUUUAUACAUUUGAAUUAAGUCUUGUUACAAUUGAAUAUUUCGGCUCCUAAUAAGUUGUUACAAUUAGAUAUUUUUUAUUCAAAUUUUUAAGAAAAAAAUGCGCAUGUUUUCAUUCGUUCAUUAGAUAGUUACGUUAAUCACAAAAAAUAUGUCAUCACUUUUAAUUAUAUAUAUGCAU
Molecule: messenger RNA, 775 nt
Organism: Solanum dulcamara
Lineage: Eukaryota; Viridiplantae; Streptophyta; Magnoliopsida; Solanales; Solanaceae
Product: protein FLOWERING LOCUS T-like
Exons: 4
Coding region: 64-591 (175 amino acids)
Source: RefSeq, a predicted model, not a curated record